UUUACAGUAUACAACAUAUCAUUUCCCAAUAACAUUGAACUUGAACUGGCAGCCAACUGUGAAAUCUGGAAAAUCAGUGUAUACAGUGUAUGUGUAUGUAUAAUGUCAUCAUCUAUUGUGUUUUUUUAUGUAGCAAGUAGACUUGGUCUGUACGCUGAAGGUGCACUAUCUGUAUCAGGUGAAAACGUAGAGAACAUGUCAAUAGAUCAGCUGGCCAGUAUUAUUAACUCAAUUAGUGUGUUUCACAGAGUAAGCCCAAAGCAUAAAGUAACAAUAGUCAAGGCAUUGCAAAUGAAUAACAGUGUGGUUGGUAUGACUGGUGAUGGUGUAAACGAUGCCGUAGCACUGAAAGCCGCUGAUAUAGGUAUAGCUAUGGGUAAGACAGGUACUGAUGUAUCCAAAGAGGCGGCCGAUAUGAUCCUUGUAGAUGAUGAUUUCUAUACUAUAAUGGCAGCCAUAGAGGAAGGAAAGGCUAUCUUUUAUAAUAUUAAAAACUUUGUCAGAUUUCAGCUGAGCACGAGCAUUGCAGCCUUAACACUGAUUGCCUUAUCAACAUUAUUAAAGUUUCCAAACCCACUUAAUGCUAUGCAAAUAUUAUGGAUUAAUAUUAUCAUGGAUGGCCCUCCAGCACAAAGGUAUACAUAG
Molecule: messenger RNA, 645 nt
Organism: Saccoglossus kowalevskii
Lineage: Eukaryota; Metazoa; Hemichordata; Enteropneusta; Harrimaniidae
Product: calcium-transporting ATPase type 2C member 1-like
Biological process (GO): calcium ion transport
Cellular component (GO): membrane
Molecular function (GO): ATP hydrolysis activity; P-type calcium transporter activity; ATP binding
Source: RefSeq, a predicted model, not a curated record